GUCGUGCGACGCGUGAGUUUGACAGCUGCCAGUGAUGUUUCUUGGUGUUCAUGGAAAAAUUUCUGUUUUUUGAUUGAUUUUCCAUCAAAUUGCAAUCCAGCUUGGAGAAAAUGUGUCCCCCACAGUGCGACAAGUGAAACGCCACAGUUAGUAGAGUGGCAAGUUGCCUGAAGAAGCGGCAGGAGUGCCGAAUUGUGGGGCAGGAGUGACUUCCAGAUGACACAGAGUUUCAGUUCCAAUAGGAGAAAAGUGGUGCAUAUUUUGCGAAAAAGAAUAAGUGAUCAGUGAGAUUACAUUGUUUGCUGAGUGACAAUGGUGAAGUUACACGCAUUGAGUAUUUUCUACAAGGGACCACAUGAGGCUCGAUUGCUCAAGGCUGCUUUUGACCUGCAGAGCUUCUCGUUCUUCCAGCGUGGCUCCGUGCAGGAGUUCAUGAGCUUCGCCAGUAAGACCAUAGUGGAGAGGACGCAGGUCGCCUCGAGGCAGUCCGUGAAGCAGGACGUCUACAUGUGUCAUGUUUACGUGCGGGCAGACAGUCUGUCGGCUGUGCUGAUUGCCGAUCACGAGUACCCGGGCCGGGUGGCGCACACGCUCAUCACGAAGGUGAUGGAUGACUUCGCGCUGAAGGUGACACCCGACCAGUGGCCCACAGGCUCCGACGCCACAGUCAACUUCACGCAGCUGCCCGCGCUGCUGGCUAAGUACCAGAACCCGCGCGAGGCGGACGCCCUCACGAAGAUCCAGGGCGACCUGGACGAGACGAAGAUCAUCCUGCGCAACACCAUCGAGGCCGUGCUGGAGCGAGGCGAGAAGCUGGACGAUCUCGUGGUGAAGUCGGAGCAGUUGUCCGUGCAGAGCAAGGCAUUCUACAAGACAGCGAAAAAGACAAACUCAUGCUGCAACUUCAGCUAAGGAGACGAAUAAGCAGCGCUAUUGUUAUACAUUCUCUUGGUAAAUUAAAUCACACUGUUCAACCAAAAGUUACUAUCAGAAAACCAUCUCGUUGUCUCUGUGUAAAGUGUCUGUACAUUAUUUCUUGUCCAUCGUCAAUUGUUUGUAAGCAAUUUAAGUUGCAUUUCAACACACACACACACACACACAGAAGCAAACGAAGACUGAAUUCUCAAUUAGGACGACAGGAGAAUAGCGCAACAGAGAGCUUCUUAUUGUUUAGUGCUAAUAAAAAGGACGUAAAAUGCCUAUUUUCAUGCUGUAAUUACCCUUUAUACUCAGUUUCUCUAGUUCAUUUCUUUUUAAUUGUAAUUUUCGUUCUAAGCUCGCUUCUAGCUUCCUGUGAUGGUGAUGAGCGAGUUAACACUUAAAGAGGAAACAGUUGAUAAAUAAUCGUAUUAUUGAGAAGGAAAUAUUAGACAUUUUUGAACACACAACACAAUAUCAAUGUGGAAAGGAAAUAUUUGUAAUCUAAAUAAAGUAUGUUAUACAUGUUACUACUGUA
This is a messenger RNA of Phlebotomus argentipes, 1456 nucleotides long. It is a transcript of the gene Ykt6, whose product is annotated as synaptobrevin homolog YKT6. Gene Ontology annotation, molecular function: SNAP receptor activity. Gene Ontology annotation, cellular component: Golgi apparatus. The transcript has 2 exons. NCBI's taxonomy places the organism in Eukaryota, Metazoa, Arthropoda, Insecta, Diptera, Psychodidae. The record is from RefSeq and is a predicted model, not a curated record. Gene Ontology annotation, biological process: endoplasmic reticulum to Golgi vesicle-mediated transport. The coding region runs from base 313 to 912 and encodes 199 amino acids.